AUGAUUUGCGAAGUGCUAGGUUGUCAGCUCGAGGCAGCUACCUCGAAGAUUCAUACACGGCCAACUUAUGCGUAUGAAAGUCCUCACUUUUCGCAUUACUUUGCACCAUUGGAAGCUGAGGGUGAUCUUGCUGGAUUGAUCGGGGACGUUGCUCACGACGAGAUGCCACAGGAGCGUACUCCGUGGUAG
Molecule: messenger RNA, 189 nt
Organism: Penicillium odoratum
Lineage: Eukaryota; Fungi; Ascomycota; Eurotiomycetes; Eurotiales; Aspergillaceae
Exons: 2
Coding region: 1-189 (62 amino acids)
Source: RefSeq, a predicted model, not a curated record